AUGGCUCGCAACCAACUCCAUGUGUCGUCUGUACCUGCUGCCCUCCCCUGUCGCGAGGAGGAGUUCUCCACUGUUUACAGCCAUCUGGAGGCUGCCAUCACUGAAGGCUCAGGUUCCUGCAUCUACAUCUCGGGCACUCCGGGCACCGGCAAAACGGCAACGGUGCGGGAGGUGGUGGCUCAACUGCAGGCCUCGGUGCAGGCUGAGGAGCUCGAUGACUUCAUCUUUGUUGAAAUCAAUGGAAUGAAGGUCACAGACCCGCAUCAGUCCUACUCGCUGCUAUGGCAGGCGCUGCGCGGCGACCGCCUGAGUCCCUCGCAUGCCUUGGAGCUGCUGGAGCGCGAAUUUUCCACCCCAAGCCCGCGCCGUGUCCCAUGCGUCGUCUUGAUGGACGAGCUUGACCAGCUUGUGACGAAGAACCAAUCCGUCAUGUACAACUUCUUCAACUGGCCCGGGCUGCGACACAGCAGGCUAAUUGUGCUCGCUGUAGCCAACACCAUGGAUCUGCCGGAGCGGACAUUGAGCAAUAAGAUUAGCAGCCGGCUCGGCCUGACGCGAAUCACGUUCCCUGGCUACACGUACGACCAGUUGAUGCAGAUUAUCCAGUCUCGACUUGAAGGCGUCCCUGGCAAUAUUGUGCACCCAGACGCAGUGCAGUUUGCAGCCCGCAAAGUGGCAGCUGUUAGCGGCGAUGCUCGACGCGCGUUAGACAUUUGUCGAAGAGCGGUGGAACUCGCCGAAACCGAGGCCGAAAUCAAAUCACAGGACCGAGACGAUGAAGCGCAGCCCGCUACCCCAAGUAGGACCGGUAGGAGUAACAAAGAUAGCUCGAUGCAAUCCUCGCGAUCAAUCAAAAGUACCGGAGAGUCGGACGGUCGGAUGGGUCAGGCGGGACUUGUUGCUUGGCGCAAAGGCGUUGUCACUAUGGCGACGAUCAAACAGGCAAUCAACGAAGCCACUAGCAGCCCGCUGCAACAGGCAUUGCGGGCUCUACCGCUGGCCUCCAAAGUGUUCCUGUCGGCGCUCUUGGCACGGCUCCGUCGCUCGGGCAUAGGCGAAGCGGUGCUAGGAGACGUUAUCGAUGAAGCCAAACGUUUGGGCCUCAUGAGUCAACUACAGCCUGUUCAUGAGUACCUACUGGCGCCGGAAAAAGACGAUAGAAGCAAUGUUCCCAACAGCGCCGUCAUGCAGCCUUUGACGCCGUCGAAGCACCGCGAUGCUGCGGCCAUGGGCUCGAAACAGUCGGACCUCAAGGUAGCAAGAGCGCUGGGCCUCGCGCAUGCAGCCGCUGAGCUCGCAGAGGCUGGCAUAAUAGGUGUAGAGGCCCGACACGGUGAGCGUGUCGGUCGUGUGCGGCUAGGUGUUGGUGAGGAUGAAGUGCGGCUGGCGCUAGGAGACGACGAGUCUGUCCACGGCUUGGGGCUCGGUGCAUGAAGCGCUUUCGAACCUCACCGCCAACCCCCCCUUUGGCUUUGCCGCGACCUGACUCCGAAACAGUAUCCUGUACCUACAGACCCUUUGGCAGUC
Exserohilum turcica Et28A is the source of this 1527-nucleotide messenger RNA. RefSeq lists its product as uncharacterized. Gene Ontology annotation, cellular component: nuclear origin of replication recognition complex. The coding region runs from base 1 to 1434 and encodes 477 amino acids. NCBI's taxonomy places the organism in Eukaryota, Fungi, Ascomycota, Dothideomycetes, Pleosporales, Pleosporaceae. The transcript is spliced from 2 exons. The record is from RefSeq and is a predicted model, not a curated record. Gene Ontology annotation, molecular function: ATP hydrolysis activity; DNA replication origin binding; ATP binding. Gene Ontology annotation, biological process: DNA replication initiation; mitotic DNA replication checkpoint signaling.